UAAGACUGCCACUUUCCCAGCACGCCUCAUCCAUCCUAUAACCAGUCAUGAAUAUUAUCUGGUUGUGCAUCCCUUCUCUUCUGGGGUUUUCUUUAGUGUCCUCUGAUCAAACUGAAAGCAACUUCAGAGUUUUCCCAGCAGCCGGCCACAGUAUAGGUGGUGUACUACAGGUGAGUUUCCUAGGCAACGGAAACCAGCACCAGUACGCCUUCAAUGCCUCUGAAGCCCGGAAGGUCUGCCAGGACCUUGGACUCAGCAUUGCCUCCAAAGCUCAGGUGGAGGAUGCCCUCAGCAGAGGUUUGGAAACAUGCAGGUUUGGAUGGACUGAUGAACAAAUUGCAGUUAUUCCCCGCAUCCAUGCACUGGUUAACUGUGGCCAAAACAAGACUGGAGUGGUGCCAUGGCGAGCGUCCGUAACAACAUUGUUUGAUGUGUUCUGCUUCAAUGAAACGGAUGCAUUAAUACAAUUGAAGGAUGCAGUAACAGAUAACCCUCUGAGCACCACUGACCACACACACUCAGCAAACUCCACCCUCACAGCCCAGUCUACAUCCUCCUCAUCCACCCAUCCUCCUUUCUCCACAACCAAUCCUGAAACCAUAAACAAUGAGGUAGAACCUGCGCGAUUUUCCAGUCAUACACAAAGUUCUCCUGCAGCAAAGGUUGUACUCAUCACCUGCAUCUGUGGCAUACUCCUUGCAACAAUAGCUGUGCUUGCAUACCUAAAGCUGGGAAGGCACUGCUAUCUGCACUCUGAACAGAAGAUGCAGCAGCAGCAGGAUUGCCCGCAGACAGAAGAAUGGAUAUCUGUGAAGACUAUUACAGAAACUAAAGAAAAAGAAGUUCAAGAAGAUCAAAGGAUAGAUGUGGGAAAUCUGACUACUUCUGGUGCAGAAUAAACUUUUCUUUUUUUGUUUUUCUUUUGUUUUAUUUGUGGUUUGGA
Molecule: messenger RNA, 943 nt
Organism: Cyprinodon variegatus (sheepshead minnow)
Lineage: Eukaryota; Metazoa; Chordata; Actinopteri; Cyprinodontiformes; Cyprinodontidae
Gene: lyve1a
Product: lymphatic vessel endothelial hyaluronan receptor 1
Exons: 6
Coding region: 48-899 (283 amino acids)
Biological process (GO): cell adhesion
Cellular component (GO): plasma membrane
Molecular function (GO): transmembrane signaling receptor activity; hyaluronic acid binding
Source: RefSeq, a predicted model, not a curated record